Neohortaea acidophila is the source of this 447-nucleotide messenger RNA. Its product is annotated as SnodProt1. The transcript has 3 exons. The record is from RefSeq and is a predicted model, not a curated record. The coding region runs from base 1 to 447 and encodes 148 amino acids. Lineage: Eukaryota; Fungi; Ascomycota; Dothideomycetes; Mycosphaerellales; Teratosphaeriaceae.
AUGAAGAUCAUCACAGCAACUCUCCUCGCACACACCGUUGCACUUGUGAGCGCCGCACAAGUCGCCGUCCGCUACGACAACACCUACGACAACCCUUCAAACUCCCUCACAAAAGUCGCCUGCUCAGACGGCGAACACGGCCUAAUAUACGGUUUCAACACCCUCGCCGACAUCCCCUCCGAAGUAGCCAGCAUCUCAACCAUCAGCGGCUGGAACUCGGCCGUCUGCGGCCAAUGCUACUCGCUCGAAUUCGAGGGCCGCAAAAUCCACUUUCUCGGCAUCGACAGCAAGCCCGAUGGCGUCGAUUUGUCGGAGCGCGCGAUGGAUCGGUUGACGAGCGAUCGUGCCACCCAGUUGGGGUGGGUGAUGGCGGAUCUGCAGAUGGUGGAGAGCGAGUUGUGUGGGAUGGGGGGAAGGGGGAAGAGGGCGGUUGGGUUUGAGGCGUAG